GUUUCUCAUUCUCACACAGCAAAACUCAAGAAGCCCUCAAACAGUAUAUACACACAAAAUGAAAGCUUUUUACUUCCUCGUUGCCCUAUUGGCUUUAGCAUCCUCUGUUGUUUUUGCCUAUGACCCCAGCCCAUUGCAAGACUUUUGUGUUGCAAUCAAUGAUACCAAAACUGGUGUGUUCGUGAAUGGAAAAUUUUGCAAAGAUCCUAAGCUUGCAAAUGCAGAUGAUUUCUUCUUUAAAGGAUUGGGACCUGGAAAUACUUCAAAUCCACUCGGAUCAAAAGUGACUCCUGUAGCAGUUAAUGAAAUAUUAGGACUAAACACACUUGGUAUAUCUUUGGCUCGUAUUGAUUUUGCGCCCAAAGGUCUAAAUCCUCCUCACACUCACCCUAGAGGCACCGAGAUUCUUGUUGUUUUAGAAGGCACACUUUAUGUUGGAUUUGUAUCCUCCAAUCAAGACAAUAACCGUCUCUUCACCAAAGUAUUAAACAAAGGUGAUGUAUUUGUCUUCCCAAUCGGUCUCAUUCAUUUCCAGUUGAAUGUGGGUUAUGGUGAAGCGGUUGCCAUUGCUGGUCUUAGUAGCCAAAACCCUGGAGUUAUUACUAUUGCUAAUGCAGUGUUUGGAUCAAAACCACCAAUUUCUUCCGAAGUUCUCACCAAAGCCUUUCAAGUUGGUGAAAAUGUAAUCGAGUAUCUUCAAAAGCAAUUUUGGUACAACAAUAGCUAGUUAGUAUUGUGAGAGCAUAUAUGCAUCUUGUUGAACGUUUGAUACAUGAUUUCCUUAAGUUUGCCUCAUGUUUAGUCUCCGGAAAUUUCACUACAAUAGUAAAUAAUAUGCAUGAGAGUGUUAUGUUUAUGCAAUUUGGUUGUAAUUUUGUGUGUACUUGAACUUGUAUGAUAUAUCAUGCAAGUAUAAUAAAUAACAGUGUUGUUCGUACUUUAUAUUA
Molecule: messenger RNA, 947 nt
Organism: Trifolium pratense (red clover)
Lineage: Eukaryota; Viridiplantae; Streptophyta; Magnoliopsida; Fabales; Fabaceae
Product: germin-like protein subfamily 1 member 16
Exons: 2
Coding region: 59-727 (222 amino acids)
Cellular component (GO): cell wall
Molecular function (GO): manganese ion binding
Source: RefSeq, a predicted model, not a curated record